This is a messenger RNA of Lindgomyces ingoldianus, 312 nucleotides long. RefSeq lists its product as uncharacterized. The record is from RefSeq and is a predicted model, not a curated record. NCBI's taxonomy places the organism in Eukaryota, Fungi, Ascomycota, Dothideomycetes, Pleosporales, Lindgomycetaceae. The transcript is spliced from 2 exons. The annotation marks the transcript as partial.
AUGGCCAUAUAUACUGGAUUCUGGAUAAACUGGGACGACGGUCGAUUCAGAGGCGCCACCCUCACACUCCCUACCACCCAGGGCUUGAUUCUAGUUUCGUUUCUUACUUUGUUCGUUCAAUUCUCUGGAGCCUGUUUCUGGCGAGUGAUUUGCUUCAUACUCCACCAGUUUCGCUCCAGCACGGUUCCUCAAGAUGGGCUAUUUCAUCAACAACAAAUCAUCCUUCGAAACGCAAUCACUGCACCUAACGCGUUCUGGAAUUUUGCUGCAACAGCAAUUCGCUGGAGGGGCCAAGCGAAAGCCUCUGUGUUG